UGACAGGAAAGGUGUCCAAUGGCCGGGAUCUGAGAAGACAGACAGCGGAGAAGAGAUUGAGAGAACAAAAAACACAGAAAACCAACAAACAACCGAGCACGUAACAACCACUAUGUGAGACUUGACUAAGCAGAUAUGAUGAUGGAAAUAAACAAGGACAAUCCUCAUGAACUGAAUAAAGCUGACGAAACGCAUCAUAAUAUUACAACAAGACAGAAUGUUGCACAGAAACGAACUCUGAGAACAGGAGACAAACUGUGCGAAAAGAGAUGGACGCCAUACGGAUCGCUCGAUGAUUCACAGUGAAGAGAAGCCCACGUGUCAUCACUGUGGGAAGAGUUUCAGCAGAAAAUCGAACUUUGCAAUGCACAUAAAAAUACACACUGGAGAGAAACCAUUCGCGUGCCAUCAGUGUGAAAAAACUUUCCUAAAUACAAAAGAACUUAAGAUACACACAAGAACUCACACUGGCGAGAGACCAUACACUUGUCACGAGUGUGGAAAAAGUUUUUCCCAAAAACGAAACUUGAAGAGACAUAAGAAAAUCCACACUGGAGAGAAACCAUUCACGUGUCAUCACUGUGCAAAGAGUUUCAUUCAAAGAAGUCAACUUAAGGGACACAUGAGAAGUCACACUGGACAGAAACCAUUCACGUGUGAUCUGUGUGGAAAGAGUUUUUCAUGUCUAGUAAACCUUAAGAUUCACGCAAGAGUUCACACUGGAGAGAAACCCUUUCCAUGCCUUCAGUGUAACAACAGUUUCAAAAGUAAAUCUAACCUUACAGCACACAUGAAAAUUCACAGUCAAGAGAAACCUUUCGUUUGUCUUCAGUGUCAAAAGUGUUUCAGGAAUAAAAGUAAACUUAAGAGACACGUGACAAUUCACACUGGAGAGAAACCUUUUGCAUGUCAUCUGUGUGGAGGGAGUUUUACCCGUAAAGAGGCUCUUCAGAUGCACAUGACAGUUCACACUGGAGAGAAACCAUUCACGUGUGAUCUGUGUGGAAGUAGUUUUACCCGUAAAGAUGCUCUUCAGAUACACAUGAGAAUUCACACUGGAGAGAAACCAUUUGCAUGUCAUCUGUGUGAGAAGAGUUUUACAAGUAAAGGCACUCUUCGGAUACACAUGAGAAUCCACACUGGAAAGAAACCAUUCACGUGUGAUCUGUGUGGAAAGAGUUUUUCAUGUCUAGUAAACCUUAAGAUUCACGCAAGAGUUCACACCGGAGAAAAACCCUUUCCAUGCCAUCAGUGUAACAACAGUUUCAAAAGUAAAUCUAACCUUACAGCACACAUGAAAAUUCACAGUCAAGAGAAACCUUUCAUUUGUCUUCAGUGUCAAAAGUGUUUCAGGGAUAAAAGACAACUUAAGAGACACAUGACAAUUCACACUGGAGAGAAACCUUUUGCAUGUCAUCUGUGUGAAAAGAGUUUUACAAGUAAGGGCACUCUUCGGAUACACAUGACAGCUCACACUGGAGAGAAACCAUUCAAGUGUGAUCUGUGUGGAAAGAGUUUUUCAUAUCUAUCCAGCCUUAAGAUGCACGCAAGAGUUCACACCAGAGAGAAACCGUUUACAUGCCAUCAGUGUGGAGGGAGUUUUACCCGUAAAGAUGCUCUUCAGAUACACAUGAGAAUUCACACCGGAGAUAAACCAUUUUCAUGUCAUCUGUGUGAGAAGAGUUUUACAAGUAAAGGCACUCUUCGGAUACACAUGAGAAUCCACACUGGAAAGAAACCAUUCACGUGUGAUCUGUGUGGAAAGAGUUUUUCAUAUCUAUUUAGCCUUAAGAUUCACGCAAGAGUUCACACUGGAGAGAAACCCUUCCCAUGCCUUCAGUGUAAAAGCAGUUUCAAAAGUAAAUCUAACCUGACAGCACACAUGAAAAUUCACAGUAAAGAGAAACCUUUUGUUUGUCUUCAGUGUCAAAAGUGUUUCAGAGAUGAAAGUCAACUUAAGAGACACAUGACAGUUCACAUGGAGACAAACCAUUCAGAUGCUAUCAAUGUGAAAAGUGUUUCAAAAGAAAAUCUCGCCUCAACACACACGUGAGAAUUCAUGCUGGAAAGAAACCAUUCCCAACUGUGGAGUAAUGAUAUACACAUGAGUGGACUUUCUGUUGUAAAGUCUCAAGUGCAAUUCAUAUGUUUGCUUAGGACCUACGACGUAGGCUAUGCCGCAGUUUUCAAUUAUUCUUCUGCGACAUUGUGUGUGGAGCAAAGGUUGGCCAAACUUUUAUCCAGCCCACGAAACAGUUAAAGGCGGAGUCCACGAUGUUUGAAAAACGGUUUGGAAAAGGAGACGGGCCGACUACCAAAACACACUUAUAGCCAAUCAAAUCAAAUCAAAUGCCGGGUUGCGUAUGUGUGGGGCGGGUCUAUCAACAGAAGGUCCAGAUUCUAUUGGGGUAGGGGCGUGUUUGUUUAGGCGAUUUCAAAUAUCAACACUGGCUUUCAAACAUCAUGGACUCCGCCUUUAAUAAUCAUAAUAAACAGUAUUACUCAUUUGAUGCAAUACCAUCAGCAUCCAAAGGAUGUCGCUAGCACUGAAAAACUUGGCUGAAAAAUGACACACUGAAUUUUGUGUGUUUAAAAUAGAAUGUACAACAAAAUACUACACUAACAUCAGACAGAAGCCAUUAUGUGUUAUUUGUCAUUUUUAAAUUUUAAUUUUAAUAUACUGUUUACUGAUUUGGCCUUAAGAGAAUGAAGUAUGCUUUAACUACAUUAAGCAUAUUUUUUUAUUUGUUGUAACCACAAAUUUACUGUGGUCUCAUCAUGGUAUUUUAUUUGUAGUAAAACAAAUGGGAAUUAAUCUGCAAAAACAUGGUUACUAAUCAUAUUUUUUGGUGUAUUAAUUACUUUCAGCAAAACUAUAGUUUUACUACACUUACAUUAACUAUGUUUUUACCAUGGCUUUACUACAGUAACCAUUUUCUUUUACUGUAGUAAAAACAUGGUUAAUUUUCAUAAGGGAUGAAUCUGACAUUUUGGUUUUGGUUUAAAAACAUACAGGAAUUUGAAAAUAAAAUGCAGGACUUGCUUGAUGUUUAAAGUGUUAUUAACUCUUUCGCCGCCAUUGACGAGAUAUCUCGUCAAUCAAGAGAUAACGCUUCUCCGCCAAUGACGAGUCUUUCUGCAAUACCGCUAUUAUUCACUAGGUGGCGCCCUUCCGCAACUUUUUAAACCCGGAAGAAUUGCCCUAUGGCAAGCUGCUGCAUGUCUGUGUCUGUUUUAAAGAUCGCUCUGAAUGGGAUCUCUAUGAAAAGUCCAUCACAAAAAUUGAAUUUUCUCUGCUUUUUGCUCAAAAUGUGGUGUUUUUGCAGAAACCUACUCCAUAUUCAAAAGCUGAUUACAAAAGAACUACUGAAGGUAGGAUGAAAAGGUUUUUUGUUUGUUUGAAAGCAGAGGGUCUGUUAUUUCAUUUGGUAUAUUGUAUGUUUAUAUAUUUGAAGAAGAACAUUUUCUGGAAGGCAUUAAACUUUUGUGAAAAUUCUGAAAAACGCUGGCGCUGGCUGGCAACUUUUUUUUGUAAAACGCUGGCGGCGAAAAAGUUAAGAGAAAUAAAGUUCGGGAACUGAUUUAUGUUAAAAAGUUAUUAAGAUCGACAAGACUCGCGCUGACUGACAGAUCCGAAAGCGAUACCAACUUGAUCUCACAAAUUUCCGUGCAAUAGUCACGCAUUAUUUUGCUCAGUUUUGCGUGACAUUGUCACUUAUUUCCACCAUUUUACGUGCCCCGCCACGACUUUCUUUUCCGUGACAGUUUCACGUAUUGGUUACUCAACUGUUGCGUUCGGGUCUUUGACGUUAACUUACUCAUGCGUUAAUGCCGUCCCGUUAAAACGCGAUCGCCUUUCAGGAUGAAUAAUGCCGUUAAAAAAAAUAUAUAUAUAUAUACAUGUUUGCUUUACGGAGCCUUCGCGUGGUGAGUCUCGUUUAGUUGAGAAGACAGAGAUAUUUUAAUUAGGAAGACAUCACCCUUCGGUGUUUACCAUGAACCGUAACUCCUCAGGCAAUCAAUAUGAUCAGUGACACCUGUUGCGGCCGAAGCUCAGGCAAUCAUCAGUGACACCUGUGCAAGCGUCCAGUGAGUUGCUUUGGUCGAUUACAGUUUACGUUAAACAGGACUGCAUUGUAUUAAUCUGUUCAUUGAAAUGAAACGGCCUCCUUGCGUUUUUGUGCCAAGUUUGCGAGCUUCCCUAAAUAAGGGACUUUGGCAAAGAUGAGUUGCGUUCGAAGGGGCUGGUCAAACAACGCCUACCGUAACCUUGUGUUGCAGUCUGUGAGAACGAGUGGCAAAUGAGACCGAGUAGCAUAUCGUGAAUGAGAGAUCCUGGGAAAAGGUUAAAUUGGCAUGAAAACGUCGCGGGCCGAGUAAACACACCGAAUUCACAAACAAGCAGAGGAAGGGCGAGCGGUUUGACAUCCGAUAACAAUCGCUUUGAAAACGUUUGGUUUACACUAAGCAUCGAGCAAUGAACUUCAGCUACGACACCUACGGGCAGCAGGAGAGAGUGUUAGUUCAGCGUUUAAAUAGUCGGCAUUGAGCUGUGAUUGGUAAGCCGAUUUUAUGAAUGAAUGACGUGGUAUUAGAGUCUUCCUGGUAGAACUUACGCUGACGCUUUCAUUGCUCUAACAAAUCCUAAAAUUUCACUUCUCAGAGUUUUUAAAAAUAAAUGUAAAUCGUGUGUAAAUGUGAGGAGAUCCUGAUGGGACGAAAGUAACACUUGUUACUUUUGUCCCGCUGCUAAUACUGUUGUAUAUGUUGAAAAUUAAUAUUAUCUAAUUUGAUUUAAUUUCAUUUGCAUAGUGUUUAAACUGUUGAAUUUUUUUUUAUUCUUAACAAUUUAAGUUAAGUGUACUGUUGGUUGCUUUUGAAACAUUUGAUAAAACUGGAAUGUAAAAUAAAAAUGUACACUGUAAAAAAAUUCCGUAGAAAUUUCAAUGUUAUUGCAGCUGGGUUGCCGGUAAUUUACCGUAGAUUUACAUUUAUGUUAUUUACUGGCAAGAGUUUGUUUAAAGUUAAAUACAUUUUAAAUAUUAACAAGUCUUUAUCUUCACAGAAUAAAACUAUACAAUAACAGCCUCAGAAAUCAUCAUCAACCUUUUUCUGUUUUUUGCUUCAGAUUUUGUUUCCCAGAAUGUUUUGCUUGAUGCUGUUUUUUUAGUUUUACUCUGUAAAGACAAAGACUUGUAAAUGUUUAAUGUUCAUUUAACUUUGAACAAACUCUUGCCAGUAAAUAACAUAAAUG
Molecule: messenger RNA, 5254 nt
Organism: Paramisgurnus dabryanus
Lineage: Eukaryota; Metazoa; Chordata; Actinopteri; Cypriniformes; Cobitidae
Source: RefSeq, a predicted model, not a curated record